Messenger RNA from Salvelinus namaycush (lake trout), 1304 nucleotides. RefSeq names its product armadillo repeat-containing X-linked protein 4-like. The transcript has 5 exons. The record is from RefSeq and is a predicted model, not a curated record. NCBI's taxonomy places the organism in Eukaryota, Metazoa, Chordata, Actinopteri, Salmoniformes, Salmonidae. Bases 49 to 1188 code for a protein of 379 amino acids. Gene Ontology annotation, biological process: intra-Golgi vesicle-mediated transport. Gene Ontology annotation, cellular component: COG complex.
CCGACGCACCAAACAUCUUCCUGGUUGACGUGGAGAGGAUUGUUUACAAUGUCAGAGAAUAAAGUCGAAAUGUCAACUGAAACCGCUUUAAUUCAAAACAGUGGCAAUGUGCCUUCUCAGCAGAAUAACCCACUGUCUAGGAAACUCAAUAAAAUUCUAGAGACCAGGCUAGAUAAUGACAAGGAGAUGUUGGAAGCUCUGAAGGCUCUGUCGGUGUUCUUCACAGAGAACAGUCUUCGGACCCGUCGGAACCUGCGGGGGGACAUCGAGAGACGGAGCCUGAACAUCAACGAAGAGUUUGCCAGGAUAUUUAAAGAUGUCAAAGAGGAGCUUGAGAGUGUGCACGAGGACGUCCAGGCCAUGAGCACCUGUUGUGAAGAGAUGACCAGCAGAUUGAAGGCAGCCAAGGAUCAGACCCAGGACCUCAUUGUGAAGACCAACAAGCUGCAGGGAGAGAAGACAUGUGAACCCCUUAAUCAGAGUUCCGGCGGCUUAUUUGACCAGAGUUCCAGCGGCGUAUUUGACCAGAGUUCCGGCGGCGUAUCUGACCAGAGUUCCGGCGGCGUAUCUGACCAGAGUUCCGGCGGCGUAUUUGACCAGAGUUCCGGCGGCGUAUUUGACCAGAGUUCCGGCGGCGUAUUUGACCAGAGUUCCGGCGGCGUAUCUGACCAGAGUUCCGGCGGCGUAUCUGACCAGAGUUCCGGCGGCGUAUCUGACCAGAGUUCCGGCGGCGUAUCUGACCAGAGUUCCGGCGGCGUAUCUGACCAGAGUUCCGGCGGCGUAUCUGACCAGAGUUCCGGCGGCGUAUCUGACCAGAGUUCCGGCGGCGUAUCUGACCAGAGUUCCGGCGGCGUAUCUGACCAGAGUUCCGGCGGCGUAUCUGACCAGAGUUCCGGCGGCGUAUCUGACCAGAGUUCCGGCGGCGUAUCUGACCAGAGUUCCGGCGGCGUAUUUGACCAGAGUUCCGGCGGCGUAUCUGACCAGAGUUCCGGCGGCGUAUCUGACCAGAGUUCCGGCGGCGUAUCUGACCAGAGUUCCGGCGGCGUAUCUGACCAGAGUUCCGGCGGCGUAUCUGACCAGAGUUCCGGCGGCGUAUCUGACCAGAGUUCCGGCGGCGUAUCUGACCAGAGUUCCGGCGGCGUAUCUGACCAGAGUUCCGGCAGCGUAUUUGAUCAGCCCAUGUGCUAGCACCAGCCUCGCUUUUCAGCGCCAAGUGAAGUGAGUUCGAAACAAUUGAAUGUAUGCGUCUCAAAGUGGUUUUCACGUGCAAACGUUAUAUGUCUGAACUCAGAAUAAAAUAUGCU